AUGGCUCUGCUGAAGGUUCUGCUGCUGCUGCUGGGGCUGGUAAAGUCCUUCUUUGCUUCUUCAGGUGUUUCCGUGAACUCAGAUGUUUCUCUGCAGAAGAGAAUCAUUGGAGGUCAUAAUUGUGCUGACACGGAGCGUCUUUAUCAUGUUCGGCUGGAGGGCACCGCAGGACAUAGUAAGACAAUUUGUGGAGGAUCUCUGAUCCACCCUAAAUGGAUCCUGACUGCAACUCACUGCUGGAAGUCAGAGACAAGGAGGCUUGAAGUAGUAGUUGUAAAAGUUCAUCCACGGACUGGUGAAGAGCAGCAUCACAUAGUCACACACAAUCCUGUGCUGUAUACUGACGGCAGCCGGGAGCAUGGCAUCAUGUUGCUCAAGCUUCAAAAAAGAGUAACAAAUGUCCCACUUGCUCAGCUACCAGACUGCAGUUAUCGUCUUAAAAUUGGUGACAUUGUUCAGCUGGCAGGAGAGGGAGCAACGACAACCGGCCCCAAUAAUCGACGAUUGACCGAUGGUGAAAUUCCAGCACAUCUUCAGUGUGUCGACAUGAACGUUGUUGAGAUUUCCCAAGUCCAGCCAAAAUAUGGACAUGUAUUCUCCAUUGCAGCACCGAACAAGGAUUCAUGUCGUGGCGAAUCCGGCGGAGCAGCAGUGUACAACAACAUGAUUUAUGGUGUGAUUGUUGAAACUGGACCAAUCCAUGCAUGUCAGAGACCAGUUUACAUAAAUGAUGUGUGUGAAUACAUUGGAUGGAUAAAAACAACAAUCGGGCUUAAAUAAAACAUAAACUAUCAUGAAAUUUAAUUCUCAUCAAAAUUUCAUCUCAGAUAUAAUUUUAUAAUUGUAUCUUGACCAGUUUGAUCCACAUGUUUGUAGAAUCAGGAUAAAUCAAUAGCUUUAUUUUUUCUCAUCUAACCUUGAUCUCCCUAAUGGAUCUUUCUCUGUCUCAGAAAUGAAAAAUGAAUUAAUAAAUGCCUGAAAAAGAAA
Xiphophorus hellerii (green swordtail) is the source of this 987-nucleotide messenger RNA. Its product is annotated as trypsin-4-like. Gene Ontology annotation, molecular function: serine-type endopeptidase activity. Bases 1 to 780 code for a protein of 259 amino acids. Lineage: Eukaryota; Metazoa; Chordata; Actinopteri; Cyprinodontiformes; Poeciliidae. The transcript is spliced from 6 exons. The record is from RefSeq and is a predicted model, not a curated record. Gene Ontology annotation, biological process: proteolysis.